This is a messenger RNA of Prorocentrum cordatum, 303 nucleotides long. NCBI's taxonomy places the organism in Eukaryota, Dinophyceae, Prorocentrales, Prorocentraceae. The record is from the annotation of a GenBank genome assembly.
AUGGGCCUCUUUUAUGAUCACCUCAUCCUCCCCUCUGUGCUCGACCGUCCCAGCGUCCCGGCGCCAGGCAGCUUCGACAAGACCGCCAAGAUCUGGGACUGCAACACCGGGCAGGUGCUCCACACGCUGAAGGGGCACCAGACGGAGAUCGUGUGCGUGGCCUUCUCCCUGCAGGGCACGCUGGUCGCCACUGGCAGCAUGGACAACACCGCGAAGCUGUGGGACGUCGACUCGGGGCAGCUGGUCGGCACUGGACGGACGGCGGUCGCCUCGGACCAGAAUUGUGAGCACGACCCGGGGUGA